Molecule: messenger RNA, 804 nt
Organism: Letharia lupina
Lineage: Eukaryota; Fungi; Ascomycota; Lecanoromycetes; Lecanorales; Parmeliaceae
Exons: 2
Coding region: 1-804 (267 amino acids)
Source: RefSeq, a predicted model, not a curated record
AUGACCGCCAACGUGCGCGAGCCCCAACCCGUCCCUUCACGCUCCCCUUCCCCACCGGAGGACAUAGCCGCAGCAAUGGGCUUCUCCUCCUUCGGCGCGAAACCCAACCCCCCGAAGAAGAAACGCAGACUAGCCGAUCCGAACAGCGAGGGAAGCGGAAGCAACAACACGCCCCUGGGCGUGAGGACACGAACACCGGCCGGGCAGCAGGCGAAGGAAGACGUCGGGCGAGAUCGGGGCCAAUCGACCGAGAUGGGCGUGGGAGGGGCGCAGGGUCAGGAACGGAGGCCACCCCAGGAGGAAUGGACCGGCCUGGCGAACCCGGACCCCCUCGCCGCCGCGGCCCUCGACGAAACGGCCGGCAUGCUGCUCGAAACGGGCCGGUUGCCGCGGUAUCUCGACUGGGAUGAGGGUCGUGUCGAGGGUGGGCGGCGUGAUGAUGGAAAGUGGCGGGUUGGAGGGGAUGCGGGGGAGGGGAUGAGGAGGCAGGGGAAGAGAGGGGACGGGGAGUGGGAUUGGCAGGCGUUGAGGCGGGGGGUGGUGGUGGAUGAGAGGGGGGAUGUGGCGUUUUACGAUGGGAGUUUUGUGGAGGAUCCUUGGAGGGGUUUGGGUGGGCUGGGAGAAGGCUGGGGGGGGGGCGGUUGGGGCUACGUUGUGGGCAUGGUUUCGGUGGGUGAGAAGGGGGUGGGUCGGCCAGAUACGAAAAGGACUGCAAAGGGAGAAGGCGGAUGGGCAGGUCUAAGACUAGGAGUGUGGGCGAAAGUUCUAUUGGACGGCGUUAUGGUAGAUACCCUAGCGAUAUGA